Messenger RNA from Cyprinus carpio (common carp), 731 nucleotides. RefSeq names its product lectin. Lineage: Eukaryota; Metazoa; Chordata; Actinopteri; Cypriniformes; Cyprinidae. The record is from RefSeq and is a predicted model, not a curated record.
AGAAAGAUGAAAGCAUACAUCAUUCUCUUGAUUGUCAUCUGUGGACUGACUAAAGCUUUGAUUAGAGAGCAUGUCUAUUUGAGGAUACCCAAGAACUGGACUGAUGCUCAGAGUUACUGCAGGACAUAUUAUGAAGAUUUGUCAACCAUCACAAGUCAAGAAGAACAAGACAUGCUUAUACAGCUGUCAGGAGGAAACCAAAUAUUUCAAUGGAUCGGGCUCUACAGUCACAUACAACACACUAGAAACUGGCUGUGGUCUGAUGGAAAUUCAGUCUCCUUCACUGACUGGGACAAAGGCCAGCCUAAUAAUGUGAAUGGAAGUCAGUACUGUGUCGCAACAAUCAACAAGUGGAAUGAUUAUUACUGUAAUUAUUUGUUGCCUUUCUUCUGUAUUAAAACCAAAUUCAUCCUGGUGAAAGAGAAGAUGACAUGGGCGGAAGCGCUGCAGUACUGCAGGACUAACCACACUGAUCUGGCCAGCAUCACCACUGAGAGACAAUUACAGCUGACAAAAAAUGAGACAAGAGAAUCUCAGACAGAAAGUGUGUGGACAGGCCUGCGUUACCUGGUUGGUCAGUGGUUCUGGAUCAACAACAAGCCUAUAGGGAUUCAGAUUUCACUGCCAGAGUGCCCAACUCAGCCCUGUCGUUGUGGAGCCCGUAACACAAAAACUGACAAAUGGGAGAACAGAGACUGUGACGAGAAGCUCAACUUCCUCUGCAACUGAUC